Molecule: messenger RNA, 537 nt
Organism: Prorocentrum cordatum
Lineage: Eukaryota; Dinophyceae; Prorocentrales; Prorocentraceae
Source: the annotation of a GenBank genome assembly
CUGAUGCAGACGCAGUUCGAGGCGCACUACUCAGUCCUCAGGUCGAAUCUCCCAUCGGAACUGGCGUCCAAGGUGACGCCGAAAUUCCAGAAUUUCAAGUAUUCGUACGCAAUCGAUUUCGAGAACAAGGCCCAGGCCGACAGCUGCUGGGGCCACUUCAAAGGCAUCGCGAUGAGAUGGAUCGACCCGCGUACAUCGCAGACCCACGACCUUCGGCUCGGCAAGGACCAGCCAUUGCCUGUCAGGCACAAGGCCUACGCGCUGGGUCUCGCCUACAACAUCAUCCAAGCCGAGAUGAAGAGUAAGAAGUUGUGGAACGCAUCCUCCAUGAAGCUCGGCACCAACCCAUUCCAGGGCAUCCUCUACCUGAUGGAGAACGGCGACCCAUUCGAGAUGGUCAAACUGAAGGAGGUGAACGGCAACGGCGACGGGCGCUUCGAGAUCGGCGUAGACGCCGUGAGCUUCAAGCAUUUCCAUCUGGAGGAAUCGUUCACGAACGGGAUCUCGGACCGUGUCCAGGCGCUGCUGGCGGAGUAG